Messenger RNA from Lachancea sp. 'fantastica', 972 nucleotides. Lineage: Eukaryota; Fungi; Ascomycota; Saccharomycetes; Saccharomycetales; Saccharomycetaceae. The record is from the annotation of a GenBank genome assembly.
AUGUCUUGGAAUACCAUCGAAUCGGAUGCUGGAAUCUUCACACAGCUUGUCAAAGAUCUAGGCGUUUCUGGCGUUGAAUUUGCUGAAAUUUCCACGCUAGAUACCUUACAGGAAGAGCUUGCAGGCGUGCUUUACGGAGUGAUAUUCUUGUUUCAAUACAAUGCCGCUGACUACUCAAGGGACUCACCAGUACAGGGGGAAUAUGACUACGAUUAUCCAGAAUCACUAUUUUUUGCUAAUCAAACGAUUCAAAAUGCAUGUGGAACGCUAGCGGUGCUAAAUACUUUGCUGUCGCUCGCUAAGGACCAUCCAGAAGAAAUCAAAUUGGGAUCAACACUUUCGGAAUUUUUGGAGUUCACUUCUGCAUUCAGAGACUCUGAACUACGCGGUGAGAGUAUUUCCAAUUCCGACCAUAUCAGGAACGUUCAUAACUCGUUUUCCAGCCCAGACCCGUUUGUUCUUGACGAAAAGCAGCAAAGGCCAGAUCGUCCCGCUGCUGAUGUGUUCCAUUUCACGAGCUUUAUUGAGCAUGAAGGCGUGCUGUACGAACUAGACGGACUUCGUCCCGCGCCAAUCAUUCAUCGCGAUCUGGUGAACACUAGCCAAGACAAGCUCAAAUUUGCCCAAAAUGUCACCACUGCUCUGCAGAACCGCAUGCAGCAGACUCUUCACUCCAAUGGCAAGUUCUCUGUCAUCGCCAUCCACAGAGACACGAUGGACUACUUAAACAGCCUGAAGGAUGAAGGUGCAAUCACAGACUACGAUUACGAGCAAAGACAAGCUGAGGAGCUGGCGAAGCAGCAAUCGUGGAGUAAAGAGAUAUCUUACAGAAGGCAAAACCUGUAUGGUUUGGUGUUUGAGCUUGCCAAACAAGUAGCGGGCUCGAUGUCAGAUGCAGAAUUCUCAGCUCAAAUCGCUCGUGCCCAAAAAGCCACUCAAAAUCGUAUACAGAAAUACCACAGCAGCGAGUAG